Messenger RNA from Sinocyclocheilus rhinocerous, 6949 nucleotides. Its product is annotated as protein sidekick-2-like. The coding region runs from base 429 to 6470 and encodes 2013 amino acids. Gene Ontology annotation, molecular function: protein binding. The transcript has 40 exons. The record is from RefSeq and is a predicted model, not a curated record. Lineage: Eukaryota; Metazoa; Chordata; Actinopteri; Cypriniformes; Cyprinidae. Gene Ontology annotation, biological process: cell-cell adhesion.
CAGAGCUAACUUUUGUUUUUCUGAAAUGAGAAUAACACAGCGACAUUGAUCAUGAGCGAAUUAUCACCCGUCUAAUCAUAUCCUGGGGACCGUUAUCAACAGUUCGCGAAGUAGAGGCAUUUGCGGUCUGCAUUUGGGAAUAUACUUAUUGAUCAAACAUUUGUUAAGUGAAUGCAUGAGAGUAGAGACAGUGGAUGAAAGAAUAAAAGUCUCAGACUUCUGUGCAUUGGAGUCGUAGACUGUUAAGAACUGAAGUUUUAACAUACUGUUCACAAACUCACACCUACAACGGAGUUGAACAAUAUUCAAGUUUGAGAUAUAAAUGUAAAGGAUUAGUCUUUGGAGUCGCACAAGUCCUCGCACGACACGCGCCACAGACACUCCAGAAAAUUACGCGCACAACUGUGGCUGGACUGUGGAAGAGCAACAUGUACCCGGCGUGCCGGACAAACGCGUUCAGUGUCUCACCAUCUGCCUCUCUGGCAAUGUUUGGGAAUUCGGGUGAAGCGAGAAAGAGACCCUGUUGGAUUGUAAUAUUGCUGUCGGUGCUCCUACAUCUGGCGUCAGCACAAGAUGACGUUCCUCCAUACUUUAAAACAGAGCCGGUACCGAGUCAGUUGCACUUGGAAAGGAACCGAUUGGUUCUGACUUGUAUGGCCGAGGGGAGCUGGCCAUUGGAGUUUAAAUGGAUCCACAAUGACACAGAGAUCACACGGUUCUCGCUGGAGUACAGGUAUUUGAUACCAUCUCUGGACAGAUCGCAUGCUGGCUUCUAUCGGUGUAUUGUGAGGAACAGAGUUGGGGCGUUGUUACAGAGGAGAACCGAAGUACAAGUGGCAUAUAUGGGAAGUUUUGAGGAAGGGGAACGAACCCAAGCCGUAUCCCAAGGAGAAGGAGCCGUAAUACCGGCGCCUCGUAUUCGCUGUUUCCCUCAACCACAGGUUACCUGGUUCAGAGACGGUCGCAAAAUCCCUCCCAGCAGUCGAAUAGCCAUUACUCUGGACAAUACGCUGGUCAUCCUGUCCACCGUGGCCCCAGAUGCUGGAAGAUACUACGUACAAGCCGUGAAUGACAAGAACGGCGAAAACAAGACUGGCCAGCCCAUAACACUGUCUGUGGAAAAUGUUGGUGGUCCUGCAGACCCCAUCGCUCCCACCAUUGUCAUCCCGCCGAGGAACACCAGCGUCAUCUCCGGCACCUCUGAGAUCACCAUGGAGUGUGUGGCCAACGCUAGGCCGUUAAUAAAGCUGAGCAUCAGUUGGAAGAAGGAUGGUGUUCCAGUGAGGAGUGGACUGAGUGAUUUUAACCGUAGACUGACGGUGUUGAGUCCAGUGGUCAGUGACUCUGGCUUCUACGAGUGUGAAGCUGUCCUCCGUAGCAGCAGCGUUCCCUCUGUCAGUGCUGGAGCGUACCUGCAUGUGCUCGAACUGCCUCAGUUUGUGAAGGAACCAGAAAAACACAUCACAGCUGAGAUGGAAAAAGUAGUGGACAUUCCCUGCCAGGCCAGAGGUGUGCCACAGCCUGAUAUUGUGUGGUACAAGGACGCGGUACCCAUAAGCCCUGUGAAGACCCCGCGCUACAGAGUGCUGGCAGGAGGUAGUCUCCAGGUUAACGGCCUUCUGCCCGACGACACCGGAAUGUUCCAGUGCUUCGCCCGCAACCAGGCCGGAGAGGUGCAGACCAACACCUACCUCGCCGUUACGAGUAUAGCACCGAACAUCACGGCAGGGCCUUCCGACAGCACUGUGAUUGACGGCAUGUCAGUUAUCCUUCACUGUGAGACCUCAGGAGCGCCCCGUCCUGCCAUCACCUGGCAGAAAGGAGAACGUGUGCUAGCAAGCGGUUCGGUUCAGCUCCCGCGGUUCACUCUCCUGGAGUCAGGAAGUUUACUCAUAAGCCCCUCCCACAUAUCAGACGCCGGUACCUACACCUGUAUGGCCAGCAACUCCCGUGGCAUAGACGAGGCCUCGGCCGACCUCGUGGUCUGGGCACGUACACGCAUCUCUAAUCCUCCUCAGGAUCAGAGCGUCAUCAAAGGAACAAAAGCCACCAUGACCUGCGGUGUGACGCAUGACCCCAGCGUCUCAGUCAGAUUCAUUUGGGAGAAGGACGGUCAGGUGAUCAUCCCUCAGUCUCUGCCUCGACUGCGGCUGGAUGUCAACGGUACGCUGCACAUCUCUCAGACCUGGUCAGGUGACAUCGGCACAUACACCUGCAGAGUGACAUCAGUGGGCGGCAAUGAUUCCCGUAGUGCGCACUUACGCGUGAGGCAGUUACCUCAUGCCCCUGAGAACCCCAGCGCAGUGUUAAGCACCACAGAGAAGAGAGCCAUAAACCUGACGUGGGCCAAACCUUUUGACGGGAACAGUCCUCUCAUCCGUUACAUUCUGGAAGUGUCUGAAAACAACGCUCCUUGGACAGUCCUGUUGGCCAGCAUUGAGCCGGAGUCGACUGCUGUAACAGUCAAUGGGCUGAUCCCGGCGCGCUCAUACCAGUUCCGUCUGUGUGCCGUCAACGACGUUGGCAAGGGCCAGUUCAGCAAGGAGACUGACCGGGUGUCUCUUCCAGAGGAGCCGCCCAGCGCUCCGCCUCAGAACGUCAUUGCCAGUGGCCGCACCAACCAGUCCAUCAUGAUUCAAUGGCAGCCACCACCAGAAAGCCACCAAAAUGGCAUCCUGAGAGGAUACAUCAUCCGGUAUCGUCUGACCGGUCUGCCUGUGGAUAUCCAGUAUAAAAACAUCUCUAACCCUGAUGUCACCAACCUGCUGCUGGAGGAUCUCAUCAUCUGGACGAAUUAUGAAAUUGAGGUGGCGGCAUUUAAUGGAGCUGGACUGGGCGUUUACUCCCAUAAGGUUACAGAGUGGACACUCCAGGGAGUUCCCACCAUCGCUCCAGGCAAUGUGAAAGCAGAGCCCUUCAACUCCACCACAAUACGCUUCACCUGGACAGCCCCGAACCCGCAGUUCAUCAACGGCAUCAACCAGGGCUACAAGCUGUUAGCAUGGGAGCCAGGAAAGGAAGACGAGAUGACAAUAGUGACCGUUCGGCCGAACUUCCAGGACAGCGUGCAUGUGGGUCACGUCACCGGCUUAAAGAAGUUUUCGGAGUACUUCACCUCUGUGCUCUGCUUCACCACACCAGGAGAUGGUCCUCGCAGUCCUCCACGACGACUGCGCACACAUGAAGACACCCCUGGUGCUGUGGGUCACCUGAGCUUCACUGAGAUUUUGGACACUUCUCUCAAAGUCAGCUGGAGAGAUCCCAAUGAGAAGAACGGCGUUCUGACUGGGUAUCGUAUAUCAUGGGAGGAGUAUAACCGUACUAACACGCGGGUUACACACUACCUGCCUAAUGUUACUCUGGAAUACAGAGUCACUGGAUUGACCGCUCUCACCACUUACACCAUUGAGGUGGCCGGAAUGACCUCCAAGGGUCAGGGUCAGCUGUCAUCUUCAACCAUCUCUUCAGGAGUACCACCAGAGCUUCCCGGGCCUCCCACAAACUUGGCCAUCUCAAACAUUGGCCCUCGAUCAGUAACCUUACAGUUCAAGCCGGGAUACGACGGCAAGACCUCAAUUUCUCGUUGGCAAGUGGAGGCUCAGGUGGGUGUCAUUGGAGAGAACGAGGAUUGGGUGAUGGUCCAUCAGCUGGCCAACAAGCCUGAUGCUCGCUCUCUGGAGGUCUCCGGCCUCAACCCCUACACCUUUUAUAGGUUCCGUAUGCGUCAGGUGAACAUAGUGGGCACCAGUCCUCCCAGCCAGCCUUCCAGAAAGAUCCAGACCCUGCAGGCUCCUCCUGAUAUGGCCCCUGCAAAUGUCACCCUGCGGACGGCCAGCGAAACCAGCCUCUGGCUCAGAUGGGUGCCUCUACCUGAAUGGGAGUACAAUGGGAACCCAGAUUCGGUGGGUUACCGUGUGCAGUACUGCAGGACUGGAGCUCAGUCCAAAGCCCUGCUGCACGUCAUCGCAGACCGCCUGGAGAGAGAGUUCACCAUCGAGGACCUGGAGGAGUGGACGGAGUAUGAGGUCAGAGUUCAGGCCAUCAACGGCAUUGGAGCAGGACCCUGGAGUCAACCUGUACGGGGAAGAACCAGAGAGUCCGUCCCCUCUUGUGGCCCCACAAAUGUUUCUGCAUUUGCCACUACCUCCAGCAGCAUUCUGGUCCGCUGGUUUGAAGUUCCCGAACCCGACCGGAAUGGACUCAUCUUGGGCUAUAAGGUGGUGUAUAAGGAGAAGGAUUCAGACUCUCCUCUACAGUUCUGGGCAGAGGAAGGGAACGCCAGUCACAGUGCUCAGCUAACCGGACUAGGCAAGUAUGUUCUGUAUGAGAUCCAGGUGCUCGCCUUCACCCGCAUUGGAGACGGCCGACCCAGCUCUCCUUCAAUCCUGGAGCGAACCCUUGAUGACGUGCCCGGGCCGCCUGUCGUCAUUCUUUUUCCUGAAGUCCGGACCACCUCGGUCAGACUCAUCUGGCAGCCACCUUCCCAGCCCAACGGCAUCAUACUGGCCUAUCAGAUCACAUACCGCCUGAACUCCACCAAUAGCAACACAGCCACGUUUGACGUCUUGAACUCCAGCGCACGGCAGUAUACCGUCGCCGGACUGAGGCCGGAAUCCGUGUAUGUGUUCCGUAUCCGAGUGCAGACACGCAAGGGUUGGGGAGAGGCAGCGGAGGCUUUGGUGGUCACCACCGAAAAGAGAGAUACCACUGCCCCGCCUCAAAAUGUGGUCAUCCAAUCAGCUACUGCCACACAAUUUGAUGUGACGUGGGACCCGCCUCCGCUGGAGACUCAGAAUGGAGAUAUUCAGGGUUAUAAGAUAUUCUUUUGGGAAUAUCAGCGGAAAAACGAGACUGAGAAACUGAGGACUCUCUUCCUGCCAGAGGGAGGGGUGAAGCUCAAGAAUCUAACGGGCUACACCACCUACAUGAUCAGUGUUGCUGCUUUCAACGCAGCCGGCGAUGGGCCACGCAGCCUACCGACCAGAGGAAGAACCCAGCAAGCUGCUCCCAGUGCUCCCAAUUUCAUCCAUUUCAGUGAGCUUACCACCACCUCUGUCAACGUGUCGUGGGGUGAGCCUGUCUUCCCUAACGGCAUCCUUGAGGGUUACAGACUUAUCUACGAGCCCUGCAUGCCUGUUGAUGGCGUCAGUAAGAUCGUGACGGUGGACGUGAAGGGGAACGCCCCUCUGUGGCUGAAAAUCAAAGACCUGGCGGAUGGCGUCACAUACAACUUCCGCAUUCGCGCCAAAACCUUCACCUACGGUCCAGAGGUGGAGGCCAACAUCACCACAGGACCUGGAGAAGGAGCCCCGGGCCCUCCCGGUGAGCCCUUCAUCUCCCGAUAUGGCUCCGCCCUCACCAUCCACUGGACCAAUGGGGAUCCCGGGCGAGCACCUAUCACCCGCUAUGUUAUAGAGGCCAGGCCCUCAGAUGAAGGCUUGUGGGACAUCUUAAUCAAGGACAUUCCCAAGGAAGUGACUUCAUAUACCUUCAACAUGGAUAUCUUAAAACAGGGAGUCAGCUAUGACUUCCGGGUCAUCGGGGUGAAUGAUUAUGGGUACGGAUCUCCAAGCCAACCGUCACCAUCCAUAUCAGCACAAAAAGUGGCUCCGUUCUAUGAGGAAUGGUGGUUUCUGGUGGUGGUUGCUCUGGUCGGCCUCAUUUUCAUCCUGCUUCUAGUUUUCAUCCUCAUCAUCAGAGGCCAGAGCAAGAAAUAUGCUAAGAAAUCUGACUCAAGCAGCAAUUCCAACUGCAAUGCAUUGACACAUGGAGAGAUGGUCAGCCUGGACGAGAGCCGUUUCCCUGCCUUGGAACUGAACAAUCGACGACUGUCCGUCAAAAAUUCCUUCUGCCGCAAAAAUGGCGUCUACACCAGGUCACCUCCUCGACCCAGUCCAGGCAGUCUGCACUACUCAGAUGAGGAUGUCAGCGCCAAAUACAAUGACCUGAUCCCAGCAGAGAGCAGCAGUCUCACAGAGAAGCCAUCAGAGAUCUCAGAUUCACAGGAGGCGCUUGUUUUCUCCUUUAAGACUGGGGGCCUCCAUACUCUUCCAACUCAAAGGGGCAGUGACAGCGAAUACGAGGUGGACCCCAACCGCCAGAAGACGCAUUCAUUCGUCAACCACUACAUCAGUGACCCCACCUACUACAACUCCUGGCGCAGACAGCAGAAGGGAAUCUCCCGAGCGCAGGCCUACAACUACACCGAGUCAGAGUCCGAAGAGCCCGAACCCUGCGCUCCUCCACCGCCUCUGCCCCCUCUACCCCCGUUCCCACCGCAGCUCAGUUCCCCUACGUCCCAGAGCCAGUCCCAGGCUGGCAGCCUUUUUAGACCCAAGGGCAGCCGGACUCCCACUCCAUCCCAGCAGAGCUCCAACCCACCCAGUCAGCAAGGCACACUUUAUCGGCCCCCGAGCAGCUUGGCUCCAGGUUCCCGGGCCCCCAUCGCUGGCUUCUCCUCCUUUGUUUGAUUGAAUGAAGAUAUCGGUACAUGGAAAUACAAAACAAAGGCAGGGGAUCACUUACUUUCCCCAAUGCCUGAUCAAACUCACGUCUAUAGAAAAACGACAACAAACAUCAGCCCUGGAUUUGUUGUGCUUACGUUGUCAUUGCAAGCUGAUUUUUGUUUUUAUAUACUUUCUUUGAUCACACAUUUUGUUUUCUUUCGUUUAGGUUUUUGUUUUGUUUCUCUGCUUGUGUGUUCAAAGUGUUUCACUCAAAAUGAAAGACAAUCACUUGGAAAGACAUGUAAACGCAUUGGUGAGCUUUGUUUUUGUUUUUUUUGUGCUGCUUGAACAAACUGCAUGACUUUUUUGUUGUUCAAACAUUUAUUUUCGUUUGCUUUUUCAUUUUGUUGUCAUUGGUUAUUUUGUUUUAUUGAGUAUAACACCAACACUAAGUUACGAAUGCUGGACAAAGGCACUGACACAUGAAAAAUAAAUUUAAAAAG